Molecule: messenger RNA, 1707 nt
Organism: Botrytis fragariae
Lineage: Eukaryota; Fungi; Ascomycota; Leotiomycetes; Helotiales; Sclerotiniaceae
Product: putative mfs gliotoxin efflux transporter protein
Exons: 4
Coding region: 1-1707 (568 amino acids)
Biological process (GO): transmembrane transport
Molecular function (GO): transmembrane transporter activity
Source: RefSeq, a predicted model, not a curated record
AUGGAAGGUUCACUUGACAUUCCCGUGAACGGAGGACUGGGAGCCAAACCGACAACAACAACUACGGUUUCAGGAAAUGACAAUAGUAUGUCGAGCUUCGUCGCAGAAGACACAGUCCGAAGAGAUGAGUAUCCGACAGGUAUCAAACUCCUCUUGAUCAUUACAGCGCUAUGUCUUGCCAUAUUUCUGACUUCGCUGGAUAUGACCAUUGUAUCAACGGCAAUCCCAAAAAUCACAGACGAAUUCCACGGCAUCGAAUCCAUAGGCUGGAUUGGGAGUUCGUUUUUCCUUACUCUGGCAUGCUUCCAAUCGGCUUGGGGAAAGGCCUACAAAUACUUUUCGUUGAAGUGGACGUACCUUACUUCCAUUAUCAUUUUUGAGCUUGGAAGUUUGAUAUGUGCCGUUGCCCAAAAUAGCACAACCUUGAUAGUGGGGCGUGCCAUUGCCGGUCUGGGUGGAGGAGGAAUUCUUUCUGGCUCGUUCACCCUUGUUGCCUUUACCGCCGUUCCUGAAAAAAGAGCCGCAUACACUGGGUUUGCAGGAGCUGCGUGGGGUGUGGCAAGUGUUGUAGGUCCAUUAGUUGGAGGUCAAUUUACGACGCAUGUCUCAUGGCGAUGGUGCUUUUAUAUCAACCUCCCCAUAGGUGGAGUUUCCGCAGUCGUCAUUACGCUUUUCUUCAAACCUCCGCAGGCAGCAAAGCCGACAAAAGCUACAUUCCGCGAAAAGCUUAUCAAUAUGGAUAUACUCGGUAUUUUCACAAUCAUGUGCUCCGUUAUAUGCUACCUUCUCGCUCUAGAGAAAGCCGGAAUAUCGUCUCCAUGGAACUCAGCCAGAACUAUUGGCUUACUUGUAGGCUCUAUCGUCCUCUUUUUAGUCUUCAUAGGUAUCCAGAUUUGGCUCAAGGAAAGUGCCAUGUUGGUAAACCGAUUAUUGAAAGACCGUACUAUCUAUGGCGGCAUGGCUUUUAUAUUUUUUCUAGCCUCUUCCUCUUGGAUUUUCGUGUACUACAUCCCGAUCUACUUUCAGACAAUUGAUAAUGUCUCAGCCGGGAACUCUGGCAUCCGGACCAUUCCUCUCGUUGUUGGAAUAACCAUUGGUACGAUCAUUUCGGGAGGCGUUAUCUCUGCUAUAGGCCAGCAUAUAUUAUUCAUGAUUCUUUGCGGCGCCCUGAGUCUUGCCGGAGCCGCCCUUCUUUAUACCCUUGAUAUUGGUACCGGAAGUUCCAAGUGGAUUGGGUACCAGGCCCUCGCCGGUCUAGGUUAUGGAUUCGGCAUCCAAGUCCCCACAAUCGCUGCACAAGCUCUGAUGGGUCCUGAAGACAUCUCCUCUGCAACAGCUAUGAUUCUCUUUGCUCAGACACUGGGAGGUUCACUUUCCAUUUCUGCUGCCCAAUCCGCUUUUGCAAACACACUCAUCAAAUCUCUGGCUGUCAACACCCCUUCUAUACCACCAAUGCAAGUUGUCUCAGUCGGUGCUACGGAGCUUCGGAAACAUUUCACAGCUGAACAGCUACCGGGAAUUUUGAGAUCCUACAUGGAUGGGUUGAAGAAAGCUUAUGUAAUCGGAAUUGCAAUGGCAGCCAUGAUGUUUCUCGUUUCUUUUGGAAAUAAAUGGCACAAUCUAAAGGAGAUCAAUGCUGCUAAGGCUUUGAUGGAGAAGAAUGAGAAUGUAAAUAGGAUCACCGAUGAAGUGAAGAGCGCGCAGUAG